This is a messenger RNA of Colletotrichum acutatum, 1659 nucleotides long. RefSeq names its product cytochrome P450. Gene Ontology annotation, molecular function: monooxygenase activity; oxidoreductase activity, acting on paired donors, with incorporation or reduction of molecular oxygen; iron ion binding. The coding region runs from base 1 to 1659 and encodes 552 amino acids. The transcript has 2 exons. Lineage: Eukaryota; Fungi; Ascomycota; Sordariomycetes; Glomerellales; Glomerellaceae. The record is from RefSeq and is a predicted model, not a curated record.
AUGCCCAAGCCGAUCCCAGGCCUCCCGCACAACCAGGACUCGGCACAUCGUAUCUCGGGCGACGUCCCCUACUUUGCGGAAUACGACAAGGCGGCGCGCUUCCGGACCAGGUUCUUCUACGACCUGGUGGCUAAACACAAGUCGGCCGUAGUGCAGGUCCUCCUGCCCUUCUCCAAGCCCCUCGUCAUCGUCGCCGACUAUCGCGAGUCGAGGGAUCUCAUGGCGAAGCGGAGCAAGGAGCUCAGCCGCGGGUACAUGAAUAACGUGGCGUGGCAAGGAUUCUUGUCGGAGCACUUUAUUGCCAUGGAGGAUGCGCACCCGUCAUUUAAGAAGUCGAGGUUUCUUACCAAGGACUUGAUGACGAAUAGCUUCCUUCACUCUGUUUCUGCCCCGGCUUCGCAUGUAGCCAUCUCUGACUUCAUUCGUCUCUGGAAACGCAAGGCAGCUCUCGCACAAGGGCUGCCAUUCGAGACCGUCGAGGACUUGGAGGGCCUCACCUACGACAUCAUGAUGACAGCCGUCUUUGGCGUCGGGUACGAGGAGAGCACUACGACGAAGUAUUCCAAGCUCCUGGAAGGUGCCGAUAACGACGUUGUGGUUUCCAGCGGUUCGUCCGCACAGGUUGCCAAGUUCCCGUCACCCGAAACCCCGGCCCUGGUGAAAGCUCUCCACGUUCUCAACGUCUCCAUCACGGCGGUAUUUGGCUCUGUAUUCCCCAAGCUGUCCGUAUUCAUCGAGAACCUGAAGCCCAAAGCGCGCCAGGCUCUGAAGUUGAAGAAGGAUGCAGUACAAGCCCAGAUCGAUGCUGCUGUCAAAAGGGCCGCCAAGGGAGGAGACUCGUCGGAGCACAAGUCGGCGGUAGACUACGUCGUCUCCCGCGAGAAGACAGCGGCCUUCGAGGAGGGACGGGAGCCAAAGUACGACGGCAUGCAGCUGAACGAUAUGCUGUGGGGAUACAUCGCCGGCGGCCAGGACUCCACCCACAGCACCCUGUGCUUCACGGUCAAAUAUCUCGGCGCGCACCAGGAAGCCCAGCAAAAGCUGCGAAGCGCCCUGCGAUCCGCUUACACGGAGCCAUAUGCGCAGAAGCGCGAACCCACCAUUGAGGAGAUUCUCAGGACUCAGGUCCCCUACCUUGACGCCUUCAUCGAGGAAACGCUCCGCCUGUGCAGUCCCGCGGGGGCCAUCACCAAGGAAACCGUCCGCGACAUCAACAUCCUAGGCCACAUCGUCCCCAAGGGCACGACGCUCAUGUUCCUCCUGACUGGUCCGACCUUUGUACAACCAGGCGUGCCCGUCGACGACGCCAAGCGCAGCGAGACCUCGCAAAAGGCCACGGGCGAGGGCGUCGGCGACUGGUCCCACAGCGACUUCCCCGCCGAGGACUUCCGCCCCGAGCGGUGGUUGCAGGUCGAGGGGGAAACGGUCAAGUUCAACAACAACGCGGGACCAUUUAUGAGUUUCAGCAGCGGACCCAGGGGCUGCUGGGGGAAACGGCUGGCGUACCUGGAGCUGAGGAUGAUUGUGACGCUUUUGGUGUGGAACUUGGAGUUUUUGAAGUUGCCUGCCGAGCUGGAGGAUCCUGGUUUGACGGAGGGGCUUUUCACGAAGCCCAAGUCUAGUAUGAUUAAGUUGAGAGUCAUUUCUGAUACGGAAUAG